CCUAGAUGAAAACUCGUCCCUCUUCGACUGCUCUGAAUCAUUACUAGUCUGCUCAGUGCUUACUCCUCUUUCCCUCUCCCCGCCGAAUGGCUGACUCCAAAACUACCCCCAAGGCCUCCCACUCUAAACCCAUUCCCCCCAUCACUCCUUCCCAUGCUCGCGAACCUUCUCCUUCUUGUUUACUACCACGCCCAAGCCCAACUCCCUCGGCCCCCGCCCGAAGGCGAAGCCUUCGUCUCCUCCUCGCCUCCCGGAUCGAUGUUGCUGCACGCCCCCCAUGUGAUUCUUCCCCACUCAGUAAAAAUGGGGAUUGCUCAUUUCCCGAGGACCGUGAGUUCCAGAGGAAAAUUUCUCGGGAGCUUAGUGCCCCCGGCGUGUCUCGCUUGGAUGCUCAAGGCAUGGGGUUGGACUCCAGCGGAAAUGACAUUAGGGAUUUGGAACUCGCGGACAACACUGACCGCGCGAAAGUGGAAUUGUUUAAUGAAAUGAGAGGAGACGGAUCAAAUUCGUGUUGGCACGGUUCAAGUUCGCAGAUUCCUGGGCCCAAGUCCUUUAAGGCAAAGAGGAAGUGGGAGUUAAGUAUGGAUGUCCGUUUACAUAGUUUUGAAUGCAGGGAAGAUGAAAGAAGAAAAGGUUUUCUGAAUUUACGGUCUGGAAAGACGAUACCUAAGAGAGGAACAAAUGCCAAUCCUGUGGACAAGACUCUUGAAGAAACUGAAUGUCAAGGGCAAAACGAUGAUAAUUUUAUGGAUGGUGCAUCCAUUGAUAAGGAUGUUGCUGGUGGUGCUGAGCGUUGUCGAAAAAUGAGAGAUGAAGAUAGAGGAAACAAAGAACUUCACAUGGAUCUUUCUAAGUCAGUUGAUACAAGACGAUCAAACGGUGAGAGAAUAGGCAAAGGAAAGUUAGUUGGUGUUAGUGAAAAAGGCGAUGUUAUUGAAAAUGUGGAUGCAGGGCUGAGCCGUGAUGAUUUGUUACCUAACGACAGUCAAGAAGCUAUAAUGGGCUUGGAAUCCAAUUCAGAAGAUCAUAUUACUAAAGAUGUCAGCCAUUUAGAAGACAAUACAGCCUCACAAGGUCAAGAACGGUUGAUAAACGUGAGUGUAAGAGAGUAUGGUUCAGGAAGGAACGAAUAUAUGGAACGUUUCAGGGAUGUAGCCAGGGCAAAUGCUGCUCGAUUUGCUCAUUUUGCAGCAGAUGAGGAAGAUGACCGAUCAACUAAUGAAGCUAGAGUGGAAAAUGAAGCUGAAGAAUGGCCAGGUCCUUUCUCUACGGCUAUGAAAAUUAUCAAAGAUCGAGCAGUGAGAAGUACGCAAACAGAUGGUGUCUCUUCGGAGAGGAGUUUACCUGUAUCCGUAAAAUGGGUUCCCAAGAAGAAUCAAGGGCAAAAAGGUGCAAGAUUUUCAAUCCCUUCACUGCAAGAACUAUGCAUUAGCGUUCUUGCCAAGAAUGCAGAUGCUAUCGUCUCCCUUAAUAAUGUCCCUGAUGCUCUGAGGCAUAAGCUGAGUCAGUUAUUAUGCAAUCGUCGAAAAAUGAACAGUCAUUUUUUUGAACUUCUUGUCAGUGGAUCACCCAUGGAGAUCCGGCUAAGGGAUUGCUCAUGGAUGACGGAGGAGCAGUUUACGAAAUCUUUUCAAAUGUGCAACACUGCGAGUUUGGCAGUGUUACAACUUGAUCAGUGUGGUCGCUGUUUGCCGGAUUAUGUAUUACGCUCUACUUUGGCACAGGCACCAGGGCAUUUACCUAGAUUAACUAGUUUGUCCCUCAGUGGUGCAUGCCGUCUUUCAGAUGAGGGGUUGCAUACCCUAGUUUCUUCUGCCCCUGCACUUCGAUCAAUCAAUCUUAGCCAGUGCUCUCUUCUUACAUCGACCAGCCUUUAUAUCUUGGCCGAUUCAUUAGGAUCACUUCUGAGAGAGUUGUAUCUUGAUGAUUGCCAAGGCAUUGAUGCUGCACAAAUUGUGCCUGCACUGAUGAAGCUUGAGCAUCUUGAAGUUUUGUCGGUGGCAGGUAUUCAGACUAUUUGUGAUGAUUUUAUCAAGGAUUAUAUUAUUGCCCGUGGUCACAACAUGAAGGAGCUUGUUUUAAAGGAUUGUGUAAAGUUGACUGAUUUGUCAAUAAAAGUCAUUGCUGAACACUGUCCUCAGUUAUGUGCGCUUGAUCUUAUGAACUUGACUAAAUUAACAGAUUCAUCGAUGGUAUAUCUAACAAAUGGUUGUCAAGCACUUCGUAUGCUGAAACUUCGCUGCAAUGCCUUCAGUGAUGAAGCAGUUGCUGCUUUCCUGGAGACAGUGGGAGAAUCGUUGAAAGAACUUUCCCUCAAUAAUGUUAGGAAGGUUGGCCGCCACACAGCCUUGUCACUUGCAAGCCAUGCAAAAAAUUUGCAUACUCUGGAUCUGUCCUGGUGCCGGAAUUUGACAGACAGUGCAGUGGGUCUUGUUGUGGAUUGUUGCUUAUCUCUGAAGCUCCUUAAACUUUUUGGAUGCACUCAGAUUACAGAUGUAUUUUUGAACGGCCACUCCAAUCCGGAGAUCCAUAUAAUUGGUUUGAAAAUGUCUCCUCUGUUGCAGCAUGUUGAAGUGCCCGACAGUCAACCGCAUGCUUUGCACUAUUCGUCGGUUUAUCUAUAAAUUUAGUGGUCUGAGAAUUCUUGCCUUUGGGUUGGCGCAUGAUAUUCUCAUAAACUUGGAAUCGUGAUUUUAAGCUUAAGAUGUAGAACUAAAUUUUGGACGAGUCAUGGGAAGGCACAGACAGAUUUGCGACUUUUGACUUUCUUGCCUUCGAUGUGUUUUGAUUUAUAUGAUCCAUUCAGCUUUCAAAAAUCAGGAGCUUAAAUUUC
This is a messenger RNA of Neltuma alba, 2833 nucleotides long. RefSeq lists its product as uncharacterized. Gene Ontology annotation, cellular component: SCF ubiquitin ligase complex. Bases 87 to 2624 code for a protein of 845 amino acids. Lineage: Eukaryota; Viridiplantae; Streptophyta; Magnoliopsida; Fabales; Fabaceae. The record is from RefSeq and is a predicted model, not a curated record. Gene Ontology annotation, biological process: SCF-dependent proteasomal ubiquitin-dependent protein catabolic process. The transcript has 6 exons.